Molecule: messenger RNA, 505 nt
Organism: Diplodia corticola
Lineage: Eukaryota; Fungi; Ascomycota; Dothideomycetes; Botryosphaeriales; Botryosphaeriaceae
Product: phage protein
Exons: 1
Source: RefSeq, a predicted model, not a curated record
AUGGCUUCCCAGGUCCAAAUCUGCAACCUGGCCCUGGGCAAGCUGGCCCAGGACAUCACGAUCACCUCGCUCACCGAGCGCUCCAAAGAGGCGCGCGUGUUCUCGCGCCUGUGGGAGCCGAUGCGCGACCUGGUGCUGGCCGACCGGCUGUGGCCGUGGGCGAUGAAGGCCCAGCGCCUGGCGGUCGCCGCUGAGGCACCGUUGCCAGGUUGGGAGAUCCGCUACGUGCGUCCUGGUGACUGCAUCACUGCGGUGGCUGUCACCGACGAUCAGGGCGUGCGCGCCGGCCGCCGCCUGUCGCGCUGGUGUGAGCCGCAAUUCCGCCAGUGCCACGGAAUCCAGUUCGAGCAGGCGAUGGGCACGGACGGCACGUCGCUGCUGUGCGAUCGGGCCGAGGCCUAUCUGAUCUACGUCGCGCGCGUGGAAGACCCGGAGCGCUACCCGGCCCACUUCGUCGAUGCGUUGGCCUGCAAGCUGGCCGAGGAAGGGGCGCCGACGAUCAUCG